This is a messenger RNA of Stylophora pistillata, 2820 nucleotides long. RefSeq lists its product as uncharacterized. The record is from RefSeq and is a predicted model, not a curated record. NCBI's taxonomy places the organism in Eukaryota, Metazoa, Cnidaria, Anthozoa, Scleractinia, Pocilloporidae. Gene Ontology annotation, molecular function: guanyl-nucleotide exchange factor activity; metal ion binding. Gene Ontology annotation, cellular component: cytoplasm.
GGAAUAUGCAAUGCCUGGUCAAGAUUCUUCAAGUUGACAGCUGGUCCAGGUAGUUCCGCAGGAGAAUGAUAGGGAAUAUGCCGUGCCUGUUCAAGUAAAGCCAAAACCAGUUCCCGUGUCAGCCAUUCCACCCCCAAAACCACCUAGAACAAGCUUGUUAAAAGAAGAUUUUAAUGUCUUUGCAAGUAUGGAGGAGACAUCCAAAUCUGCAAGCACAAAAACAGAAACAAGACAGUCACCAAAACCAGUCCCAAGGACACGAGAACUAAAGAAUUCACCAAGUCCUCUACCAAGGAAGAACUCAAAAACUGCUGCAUCAUCAGAAUCAUGGACAACCCACAGUGGAGAAAACUCUCCAAGCCCUGUACCAAGGAAGAGCUCAAAGAUUGCCACGUCAACAGACUCAUCUUCAACCAACAGUGCUGAUAACUCACCAACUCCUGUGCCAAGAAAAAGCAUGAAAACUGCUUCAUCAAUAGAGUCUACCUCAACUAAAAGUAGUGAGUUUCCAGUUCCUGUUCCCCGCACUCGCCUAAAUGCUCUUCAGCCUGAAGCUUCUGUCUCAACUGAAUCUUCUUCAGAGCUAUCUACAUUGUCUUCUUCUGACAUUUCCACAGUGGAGACCACAGAGGAGGAACAAACCUUGAAACGCAAACCUCCACCACGCCCACCCCCUCCAAGUGGCUGGAUGAGCGUCAUAAAUGAUGAAGGAAAUGAAGCCCCACCCCUGACACCGGGGCCAUUUGCAAAUGAGGCAGAUUCAGAUACGGAUUCUGAUGUUGGAGAAGAGGCAUCACCAAGGGGUCCACGAAAGCCAAAGACAUAUCACAUUGCACACGAAAUUCUCUCGACUGAGCAGACAUUUGUGGAUGCUUUGAAACUUGUCUUUGAGGAAUGCUAUGGAACAAUUAAGCAAGCCAACGUUGUAGCUGAAAGCACUUUGGGUGACAUCUUUUCUGACUUAGAAAAUAUUUAUUUGCUGGAUUCUAGAUUCCUGCAAGAACUGGAGGAACGGAUGAUAACAUGGGAUGAACAUGAGAGAAUUGGUGACAUUGUCAAGAAAUACAGCCACUUCUUAAAGAUGUAUACUCAAUUUGUGAAUGGUUAUGACAAAGCUAUUGGUGUGUUUCAAGACACGAUGAAAGAAAAUUUAGAGUUUGCAAACUUAGUUUCCCAAUUCCAGGCAAGUGAACGCUGUCAUGGAAUGGCUUUGUCAUCUUACAUGCUGAAACCUGUACAGCGCAUACCUAGCUACAGACUUCUUCUAAUUGACUAUCUCAAGCACUUACCAAAGGAUUCCGAUGAAUCAAAGGACACAGAAGCUGCCCUGAAGAUUGUGUCAGAGGUUGCGAUGCACAUCAACGAGUCAAUGAAGAAAAUGGAGAGCUUUGAGCAGAUGCUUAAGGUUCAAAGGAGUCUUGUGGGACAUCCAGAGAUUGUCAAAGCUGGACGGGACUUUAUCAAAGAAGGAACUCUGAUGAAGUUGUGUCGCAAAGACAUGCAAGAGAGAAUGUUUUUCCUGCUGACAGAUGUGUUGUUGUACACUACCCCUGUGGGUGGCAAUCAGUACAAGCUCAAUAAAACGCUCCCACUCUUGGGAAUGCAGGUGACUGUUCCAGAUUCUCCAGAUUUUGUUAAUGAAUUUAGUAUCAUUAGCACGACAAGUUCAUUUACCCUCACGGCAAGCACUCCAGAAGAAAGAGAUCAAUGGGUCGAGACUUUGAAUAACGCCAUAGACGUCGUCACCAAAAGGAAAAUCACAUUUUUUAACAAAACAAGAGAUGCAGCAGGACUGGGAGCGCAGGAGAGAGACGAAGAAAUUAUGAAACUUGGCGAGAAAGCUCCUGUGUGGAUUCCGGAUCAUCGUGUCACAAUGUGCAUGAGCUGUACGUCUCCGUUUACCCUCACAAACAGGAGGCAUCACUGCAGAGCUUGUGGAAACGUCAUUUGUGGGGCAUGCUCUGAAAGCACCGCUCCGCUGGCCUACUUGGAGUACAACCAGGCUAGAGUUUGCGACAAGUGCUAUGACUUGCUUUUAAAAGAUUUCCACACUGUUGAAAUGAAAUCAGAAGAGGAGGAAACUGCUACGCUUCCUCCGUUACUUCAAGAGGCAGAGAACGCAGAGAAGCUGCUACGAAAACCGACCAAGUUUGAAAUGAUGCGACGAUUUAAGAGUAGAAAAACGAAGAGAAAAUCAACAAUAAUGCAUCCGUCGCACUUAACAGAGGUCGUCGCUAAUCAGGAAGGAAGUCAGAUGAGUGGUUAUUUAAAGUAUAAGAAGGGAAGAUAUGGAUGGAAGAAGUCGUGGUUUGUGUUGAAGGACAACGUUUUGUAUUCGUACAAAGCCAGCUCAGAUGUUGUGGCGCUGGAAACUUUACCAGUCUUGAGUUAUAAAAUUGAGGAUCUUGGCAAGGAAGGAAAUGAUUUUGUAUUUCAACUUAAGCACCAUGGUAUUUCACCGUUGGUUUUCAAGGCAGACAACGAAACAUCUGGGACAAGGUGGAUACGAGAACUAGAGAAAGCGACCACGAUGCAAUCAUGAAAUAAUUGUUGUCAAGCACCGAGGUAACGCCGUCUAGAUCGGUAGCUCCAAGUCACGCUCGCAAGUCGCGCAAUGAUGUUGGGCGUAAUGUCAACGUCCUUAUACGAAAUGUGGAGAUAUGUUUAGAACAUUUUAUUCAAUGGAAAUACGUUAUGCCAAGGAAAUUUGAAAAUGUCAAAUGCUCUAGAAUUAUUUUGCAACUAAGAAAAAAGAUAUUUUACCAUUGUAUAUUUAAUAUAAUUUUUAGUAUUAUAUACAGUGGAAUCCCGAUUUCUCGA